Messenger RNA from Folsomia candida, 766 nucleotides. RefSeq lists its product as uncharacterized. The transcript has 2 exons. Lineage: Eukaryota; Metazoa; Arthropoda; Collembola; Entomobryomorpha; Isotomidae. Gene Ontology annotation, cellular component: plasma membrane. The record is from RefSeq and is a predicted model, not a curated record. The coding region runs from base 291 to 653 and encodes 120 amino acids. Gene Ontology annotation, biological process: vitamin transport; transmembrane transport. Gene Ontology annotation, molecular function: vitamin transmembrane transporter activity.
UUUUGCAUGCCUACUCGCACACUAAAAUUAUCAAGUGGUCGCUCUGGUAUGCAACCGCGUUUGGUUUAUUCGUCCAAGUCGACACUUACGUUCCUUCCUCGCUGUGGCGCUUAAUUUCAAGUGAGACCGGGCAGAAGAAGUGGAACGGGGCAGUACACGCGGCGCAGGCAUUGCUCAGUGUGGUGCUAGGUUUGUUUUUGGCUUCGGUAGGAAAUAAGGUCAACUGGAAAAAAUGGGGUAGUCUGAUACUCGCGGGUGGAACACUGAUUCAAAGCGGAGCGCUAUUCUUUAUGGCAGCCACGCAAGAUUUGUACGCCGCGUAUGGAUGUUUCGUCCUGUUUACGGCGGUUUUUCAAGUUUUGGCUAUUCUGGCAAAAUCCAUGGUAGCCGAAUUCAUCCGAGAAAGGAGUGAAGGCUUCAUCCUGGGUUUAAAUGGUCUCGCAGCCUGCAUUAUCUAUGCGGCACUGACGCUCGUAAUUUCCUCCAGAUUCGGAUUGCGACUCGGGAUUCGUGACCAGAUUUUAUUCCUGUCCGGUUAUGCGCUUGUUCUUGGAGUGGGAUUAUUUCUUUCGGGAGUCGGUUACAGGAAACGGGAUGACAGAACUGGUCUGACACGUGGACAAAUAAAUGAGUCGCAUGCAGCAAGUACUUAAAGAUACUGGUGGUACAUAAAUUCAGUAGGUAUCAAGUUUUGUUUUAUCUUUAUUACUAAUUAAGAUUGAUUUGAACAGCUAUGAACCUACAUUCAUACUUCUAUGAUAAUGUA